AUGGACGUGCCUACCUACCCACUUAAGGGUUUCAACAAUGUGAAUCGAUAUAAACAUCAGGCAACAUACGAUGUCGACACAGUUCACACAAUCGUCAAUAGUACUCCAGUUCUUCACGUAUCCUUUGUCCCAGACCCUUCUACGCUUGCACCGGUUGUCCUUCCCAUGAUCGGUCAAUUAGGACUCUAUCCGGGGGACGAAUCGAACGGCGAGACUGAGUAUAGUUGCUAUCUUCACGGCUACGUCUCCUCACGGGUUAUGAAUCUUGCGUCGUCGGGCGGUGAAGGAUUGCCGUUGUGUGUUGCAGCGACGAAAGUCGACGGCUUUGUUCUCACUCUGACGCCCAAUUCUCACAACUAUAAUUAUCGAUCAGCUGUUCUACAUGGUUUUGGUACGAUCGUCGAUGACGUGGAUGAGAAGCUGUGGGCGAUGCGACUCAUCACUGACUCUGUGGUUCCCGACCGCUAUGACAAUACGCGCGUGCCACCAGAUGGAGCGGAAAUGCAGAGCACUCGGAUUUUGAAGAUGAAAGUUACAGGGGCGAGUGCUAAGGUUCGUGAGGGUGUGCCGCAAGAUGAAAGGAAAGAUAUGAAGAGAGAAGACAUUCUGGAUAGUGUAUGGACUGGAGUCGUUCCCGUGUACGAGAGACUGGGAGAGCCUGUACCAGGGCCAUAUAAUAGGUUGAAGGAAGUCCCAGAGCAUGUCAAAAGAUUUGUGAAGGAGGAAAAUGCAAAGAGAGAUGCGUAUGCGUUUGAAGCGGCGAAGAAACCAGCACCUGAGAAGAGGCCGAAGAAAGCUGGAGUUUGA
Molecule: messenger RNA, 807 nt
Organism: Aaosphaeria arxii CBS 175.79
Lineage: Eukaryota; Fungi; Ascomycota; Dothideomycetes; Pleosporales
Exons: 2
Coding region: 1-807 (268 amino acids)
Source: RefSeq, a predicted model, not a curated record